This is a messenger RNA of Hyaloscypha bicolor E, 6302 nucleotides long. RefSeq names its product NFX1-type zinc finger-containing protein 1. Gene Ontology annotation, cellular component: nuclear RNA-directed RNA polymerase complex; nucleus. The transcript is spliced from 5 exons. The record is from RefSeq and is a predicted model, not a curated record. Bases 166 to 6195 code for a protein of 2009 amino acids. Lineage: Eukaryota; Fungi; Ascomycota; Leotiomycetes; Helotiales; Hyaloscyphaceae. Gene Ontology annotation, biological process: regulatory ncRNA-mediated heterochromatin formation. Gene Ontology annotation, molecular function: helicase activity; zinc ion binding.
UGUUUUUGUGUGAGCAUGUGCAUGGGGCAGUGGAUGUUUCUGGACUCAGUUCUCAAACACUCACCUUUCCUCAUUGACAACUUCUGUUUCUUGAAUUUCUUGUGAACUUAUUUGUUCACCAAGCCCUUACCAACUUCAUUUGGAAACCCGACGUAAUUCAUAGUAAUGGCAACGCCAAGGGAGAGAUGGCGAGGCUCGAAUUUGGGAGGUGCGUUUGGCGGAAGAGGGGGAAAUAGGCAAGGUGCCGGCAGAGGCUGGAGAGGAGGAGAUAGUAGAGGGAAUAGAGCCAACAGAGGGGAUCGAUGGAAUACACGCGAUAGAGGGGGCAGAGGGGGCAAUAUCCAGCAUGGCGGAUCCCGACUCUGUCGAUUCAUCGAGCAAGGAGAGCAUUGCCGAUAUGGUGAUAACUGUACCUAUUCUCACGAUAUAUCAAACCGCAACAAACAGCCCAAUGGAAAAUUAGCAGAUACACCGGAGCAACGAAGGGAGAGGGAGGACUACAAUUCGUGGAAGAGGCUACUGAAGAGACCUCCAACGCCAAACGACACCAGAACAAUUGAACUCUUAUGGAACGGUGCUCUCACUAUUUUGAACGAAGGGGAUCGAGACUGGAAACAGAUGCUGCCGCGAGACCUCGAUGCAGAGGAAAACUAUGGCCGCGAACAUAUUAAGACACUUCUGAGCAUGGUGUCGCAUACCAAUGGACGCGCUACCUUUGUUGCACUUGCGCAGCCCUUUCUUUCAGUUAUCACACAUCCAGCCAUGUUAGACUGUUUGUCUGUGGAUACUUUCGUUAGAGGCUUGUACAACUUCAUUAGUGGCAACAAUGGGACCAGAGCGGUUCCAUUUUUUCAGAAUCUUUGCAGAAACUUGGCCGAUGCAUACUGCGAGUCUAAUAUCCCGAGAACCUCGCUGGAAACGACACUUAUCACGAUGCUAACUUCGCUACGAGAGAUUCUAAAGAGGGAACAACGAGCCGCCUUCCACGACGAACUUCCAGAUCUCAUUAACUCAUUACAGAACCUCAUGGAAGCCACGGGCAUUGACGAUGCAUCUCCGGCGUUCCAAGUCAUCGUCAAUCAGUGUAGUGAGAUUAGGGCCAUUAUAGCACGUGCGAGUGGCCUUCUUGCAGACGUGGAGGCGUCGAAUAUCGACGGGGUCUCAACUACUGUGGUCAAGUCGACAUAUCCUCGACAAAUCAUCCUGCCCGGAGGACAUCACGAUAACGACAACGGAGAUAUCACAAAGAUCAAGAUUCUUCCCACAGAAGAUGAGAUUCGAAGCGAUCAUCCAGAAUUUCUGCCCAGCACCGAUCUUGAUCAACCAUAUUUCCUCAACGACCCUGUGGCACGUCACCUUGAUACACAAUUCCGCCUGCUUCGUCAUGACAUCUUCGGGGAGCUAAAGGAGGCUCUUGGGGGUUUAAUAAACACCAUAACUGAUAACCCGACGUUUCUUGACAACUCGAAGCUGAGCCUGGGAGAUAUGCGCGCGUACCCUUAUACCAAGGCACACAUUGGCUACGUCUCCUUUAACCGAAGCCAUGUCGAAGCUCACGUGUCGUUCAACCAACACCAUGCUCUUCGGAAGAAGUCUGCGCCUGAUAGGCGCAAGUGGUGGGAAGACUCGAAACGCCUCGAAGAAGGUUCUUUGUUAUGCUUUGUUUCAUACAUCAAUAACAAAAGUUCCCUCUUAUUUCUCACAGUCAGCGAGAAAUGCACCGAUCCCAAGGCAUCUUACAGCCUCAGUUCUCACGACCAUAUUGCAACCAUUGUCACCAAACUUGCUACCCGCAAUCAGGGAGACCUGGAACUACUGAUUCAAUUGAGUUGCCAGAAUACACGAGGGGCUUUGAUUGAGUUCCCAGGGAUUCUACUUGCCACAUUCCUUCCUAUCUUAGAGAACCUUCAAAACAUGCAUCGCUUCGGCCGCUUACCAUUCCGUCAGUGGAUUCUGCCAGAUCGACAUAUUAUAUCCGCAAAGCCUCUAGAUAUUCUUCCGCCACUCUAUGCUCGGGGUCAGAGUUUUCUCUUCCAAUUAGAUUCUAUACUGAAAGCGGAUGGUGAUCGGCUCUUUUUCAGCCCCAGCGUCUCAAUCGAUGAUGUUGCUAGUAUUGAUGAGCUCGAGGCACGAACAUCACUUGACCGUGGACAGUGUCUAGCACUUGUGGCGGCCCUAACCCGCGAGUUUGCUUUCAUCCAGGGACCGCCAGGGACAGGGAAGUCGUACCUUGGUGUCCAACUAAUGAGAGUUCUCUUGGCUUGCAAGGAGACGGCAGAUUUGGGACCCGUGGUUGUUGUAUGUUACACGAAUCACGCAUUGGACCAGUUCUUGGAGCAUCUCAUUGAAAUUGGCAUUGAGAAGAUUAUUCGAAUUGGCGGCCAAAGCAAGUCGAAGAUUGUAGAGGGGAAGAAUCUUCGCGUUGUGUCCCAAGGGGAGGCGAAAACAAAAUCUGAACGCUAUUUAGUUGCCAAAUCGUACGAGGAGCUCGGGAAUAAAGAGAGGCUUAUUACCAAAGCCCUGGGCUCGUUACAUGCUACGCAAAAAAGACCUGACUGGGCCAAUCUCAGGACUUAUCUGCAGCGGAGAUAUCCACGCAUCUUCUCCCAAUUCUCUCGAUUCGACGAGGACGGGUACAAGACAGUGGGUAAAGAACCUUUUGAGGUCUGGAACCAAGGGACGAAAAGCAAGGUCCUUGACGAAAACAAUUCUUUGGAUGAGUCUAUCACCACUUAUCAGGAGCUUGUCCAUACUGCGAACCGAAAUAUCCAUGGCCUCUCGACACUUGAAAGACGACGACUAGUGGAACACUGGGUACAAGAGAUCCACGAAGAUAAGACCGACGAGUUAUUCGAGUUGGUGAAAGACAGCCAUAACAUUCAUGAACAACUUGAAGAUAUACACGACGAAGUGGACAGGAGAGUUCUCCAAACUGCAGAUGUUAUCGGGGUCACUACGACAGGGCUAGCCAAGAGAAUUUCCGUCCUUCAACACGUGCAUUGUAAAGUAAUCAUCUGUGAAGAGGCGGGGGAAGUUAUGGAGCCCCAUAUGAUAUCGGCCUUGCUUCCCAGUAUUGAGCAUUUUAUUCAGAUAGGAGAUCACCAACAACUACGACCGCAGAUCAACAAUCACGGGCUGUCACUUGAAAGCAGACAGGGUACCCCUUAUCAACUCGACCGCAGCCAGUUUGAACGGCUUUCGGUGGGGGAGCCAGGCAGGCCCUCAUUUCCUGUGGCCCAAUUGAAUGUUCAACGGCGAAUGCGCCCCGAGAUCUCAACCUUGAUUCGGACAACCAUCUACCCGCGAUUAAUCGACCACGGGACGAUAAAAAACUUGCCAGAUGUCGUAGGAAUGAGAAAAAAUGUCUUUUGGCUUGAUCACAAGAAUACGGAGGAAGGGCCCGACGCUGAUCUGCAUCAAAAGUCGCGAAGUAACGAUUGGGAGGUGGAUAUGACACAUGCUCUCGUUCGCCAUAUUGUUCGGCAAGGGGUAUACAGCAGCAGUGGCAUUGCAGUGUUAACACCAUACACGGGACAAUUGCAGAAGCUACGAACAAAGAUGCGGAGCGAUUUUGAGAUUGUCCUAAGUGAUCGGGAUGAAGAAACGCUUGCAAGAGAUGGAUUCAACGAAGAAACAGCCACCACCGAAGAGGACCAGACAAGCCCAGGAAAUAGACGACAGCCUUUAGAAAAGAAGAAACUAAGCGAGUUUCUUCGCAUAGCGACAGUGGACAACUUUCAAGGCGAGGAAAGCAAGAUCAUAAUCAUCUCGCUUGUACGAAGUAAUAAGGAGAAGAAAGUUGGAUUUCUUAAGACCACGAAUCGCAUUAAUGUCCUACUUAGCCGGGCCCAACAUGGCAUGUACCUGAUAGGAAAUACCGAUACUUACUCGAAUAUAUCAAUGUGGGCGCAGGUAAUACGUAUGCUGGAGGCAACCGAUUCGGUUGGGAAUGCCUUUGGUCUCUGUUGCCCUCGACACACGGAUACAGUGAUGCAGGCCUCAGAGCCACUCGACUUCGAGAAGCUCAGCCCUGAAGGAGGAUGCCAACUCUCUUGCGAUCGACGCUUGAUUGACUGCGGCCACAAAUGUCAAGCACGAUGUCAUUCUGAUAGCAUGCAUGCCGUUUUCAAAUGUCCUCAACCUUGUCAACGUCUUCACACCCCUUGCAACCACGGUUGUCAGAAGCAGACCUGUGGAGAGGAUUGUGGUCUGUGUAUGGUAAUAUUGGGCAAUGUGUACCUUCCAUGCAACCAUUUGAAGGAUGGUGUUCCAUGCUACCAAGUGCAAGAUCUUGGCAGCAUCAAAUGCAAGGUUCGUGUUGAAAAGCAAGUUCCAGGGUGCAACCACACUGUUGAAGUUCCAUGUUUUCAAGAUGUAGCCACUCCAUCUUUCAAGUGUCCUACAGCUUGUGGAAUAAACCUAGCUUGUGGUCAUCGCUGUCCAGGUCGUUGCGGAAGAUGUAAUGGCAAGGAUGCCGACUUGAGUCCCACUGUCAAACACCAGAAAUGUACCAAGAUCUGCGGUAGAUGCUCCGGGACUUGUAAUCACACCUGCCGAAGCUUGUGCCAUGAUGGCACGGAUUGUGGGCUUUGCUUUGCUCCCUGCGAGGUCCGGUGUUCUCAUUCUCGAUGCACUUUACUUUGUCGCCAAUCUUGUGCACCGUGUGUGGAGAGCUGCACCUGGUCCUGUGAGCACAAGGGGGCAUGCGAAAUGCCCUGCGCAGCGCCUUGCAAUCGUCUGCCAUGCAACCAACGUUGUUCUAAGACCCUCUCUUGUGGCCAUCGAUGUCCAGGAAUUUGUGGUGAAGUGUGUGCAGAAGGGUAUUGUCACCAAUGUUCUAAUAGACUUGAGGCUCGAGUCGACUUUCUCGAGAUGAAAUCCUACGGAGAAAUCGACGUUGAUGAGACUCCAGUAGUUGUCCUUGGCUGUGGUCACUUCUUCACGGCAGAAUCUCUUGACGGUCAUUUGGGUAUGUCGGAAGUUUAUGAAGUUGACGGGUAUGGGGAGUUCACCGGACUCAAAGACGUGUCUGGCGCUUUGGCUCAAUCAAUACCUUGCUGUCCUGACUGCAAAUGUCCGGUGAGACAGUUCGCUACACAGAGAUACAACAGGGUCAUCAACAGGGCUGUCAUUGAUGAGAUGUCCAAACGGUUCCUCGCCACUGGAAGAGAUGAGCUUCGGGAGUUAGAGCAGCGAAUUACGGAACUGGAGCGAAGUCUCGGGACAACUCGAGAGGAGGUUGUGAAGCCAAUUCGCCAAGCCAAAACUCAUGUGACCUCAAGUCUCACUGAAGCAAAGAUUAUGGAAAUUGCCAGAAUUCUAAAAGAACGAGAUGCGGAAUCCAGGAAGCUUGAGGGUGCGUUAAAAAUGUUCUGCAAUAGUGUGGCUGAUAAACAUCAACCAGCACAAAAGCUCCAUGACGCUACAGUCCAUGCAGCAAGAAAGGUCGCUGCCGCUGCUGCAACCGUCGAUGCACUUAUAGCGAACUUGACUGUCGUUGACGCCCUACCAGCUCUCACUCGUGAUCGUCGAGUUAUUAUGGGUGGCCGAAUGGUUCAGAUUAAGACCAAGUUUUUCAUCCUCGAGGACAAAUUUAUCAUUGCUCAAGCAUUGAAGUCAAUAUCCACUAAGACUUCAAUCAAGUUCCCCGGCGGAGCUCCUGGCCUACUUGCGGUGCCAUUCUUUAAGUGCUGCAAAAACUUUAUUAACGAAUGCAAGGUCGAGAAUCUACCGAAGCUGGCCGUUGAAGUGUCGCUUUUUUAUGCAAGCAUUGCGCGGUCAUUCGAGUCCUUCUGUCAAUCUGGUAAAAUAAACCUUGAAAAGGCCGCGAUCCAUCUAGAGAUGGCUAAGCAGCUGUUGGAGGUCGCUCGAGAAGUCUGCAAGCAGCCAUUUCAGAAGGCUGAAAGCUUGCGUAAUGCAGUUGAGGAGUCGAUACGCCAAAUGAAGAAACAAUGGUAUGAAGAAGUCACAGUAGAGGAGAUUAACGCGAUCAAGGCUGCCAUGGUUAGUGGUUCUCAGGGCAUUGCGACUCAUUCAGGUCAUUGGUAUAACUGCGAGAAUGGACAUCCCUUUGCAAUUGGGGAGUGUGGGAUGCCAAUGGAGCUGGCUCGUUGCCCUGAAUGUGGUGCAAGUGUUGGUGGACAGAACCACACCGCAGUUGGAGGGGUUAGCCGUGCAAUGAACAUGGAAAACUAGGAUGUUGAAUUGAGAUGUGCGGGAAACCAGGAAAGGAGGGCGUGACCCUGGUGCACCUUUUGUUUUCAAAGACAUAAAAUGGAUUUGGACAGAGAAAUGUCAUGUGC